Striga hermonthica is the source of this 1329-nucleotide messenger RNA. Lineage: Eukaryota; Viridiplantae; Streptophyta; Magnoliopsida; Lamiales; Orobanchaceae. The record is from the annotation of a GenBank genome assembly.
AUGCAGCUUGGUAGUGUCGAGGAGGCAUGGUUCGAUUCUGCUGCUAUCCUUGAUUCGGAUUGGAGUGAUGAAGAUUACCAAAGUAUUCCCGAUGAUGUUCUCUCUCUAAGCGGCUCUGCCUCCGAAGAGCACACUGAACCUUUGAGUGCCGUAGCCUCUGCACGCAAUUCCACUCACGCAAAAGGCAUUUUUCCUCAUAACAACUCGCUUAUCGGGCCAAAGCCCGUUUACGCUGAUGAGAUCUUGGGCUCGGGCCCACACGGAGAAGCAUCAACACAUGAUGACGAUAGCUUAUUGGAAAAUUGUGGAAUUAUCCCGAGCAAUUGCUUGCCUUGCCUUGCUUUGGCUGUUAAUAACGGUGGUGCGGUCGAAAAGAGACGGUCUUUUAGCUCGAGCCCGACAAAUGUGAGGAAAAAAGCGGCCUCGAAAAUACCAUUUAAAUGGAAGGAGGGGCACCCCACGUCCGCCUUACUUUCUUCGAAGAAGUUUCUACAAAGGCCAAUAGCAGGGUCACAAGUUCCCUUUUGUCCCUUAGGUAAAAGAGUUCCCGACAGUUGGUCAGCAAUCGAGCCAGGGACUUUCCGAGUCAGAGGAGUUAGUUAUUUCAGGGAUAAGAAAAAAGAGCUUUCUCCGAAUUGUGCUGCGUAUUAUCCAUUCGGUCUCGACGUGUUUUUAUCUCAGAGAAAGUUAAAUCACAUUGCUCGAUUUAUUGAACUUCCCUUUGUAAAUUCUUCUGGGAAGCUUCCACCUAUCCUCGUCGUAAAUGUUCAGAUACCAUUGUAUCCUGCUGCAAUUUUUCAAGGUGAAACAGAUGGUGAAGGAAUCAGCUUUGUUUUAUAUUUUAAACUUUCUGAAAGCUUUGCCAAAGACCUUCCACCCCAUUUUCAAGAUAAUAUUCGGAGGUUAAUUGACGAUGAAGUAGAAAAGGUCAAAGGCUUUCGCUCGGAAACAAUUGUUCCCUUCCGAGAAAGAUUGAAAAUAUUGGGCCGUGUGGCGAAUGUGGAAGACCUUCCGAUGAGUGGGGCCGAACGAAAGCUCAUGCACGCAUACAAUGAAAAGCCCGUUCUUUCGCGCCCUCAGCACGAAUUUUAUUCUGGCGAGAAUUAUUUCGAAAUCGACUUGGACAUGCACAGGUUCAGCUACAUUUCGAGAAAGGGGUUCGAAACAUUCCUGGACAGACUUAAGCUGUGUGUUCUGGAUUUCGGAUUAACGAUUCAGGGCAAUAGGGCUGAAGAGUUGCCAGAGCACCUUUUGUGUUGUGUAAGGUUGAAUGAAAUUGAUUAUUCAAACUAUCAUCAGCUUGGGGUUUAUGAUGAGAAUCUUGAAUAA